AUGUCCACCCAGUUGCAUUUUUCUUCGCAGCCAUUGCAUGAAUCACCAGAUCACAAUUCUUCAUACAGUCAUCAGAAUGGUAUUGGUGAUCGCUUAUUUUUGGGGCAGAGGCGAAUGAUUCUGCUACGUGUCUCGUUAAUCAUAUCUCCUCUAGCGUUAUUCGGAUGUCCCAACGGUAAUAUCGGAAGUGCUUUGAGCAUAUUGCUUCCGUUUGCUGUUCUGUCUAUUUUCUUAUACCUGAAUCUGUGCGCUCAUCUAAAUUAUCACCCCGUUAUACUAUGCUUGGAUACGUUCUCUGGGGAAAACAAGACGACUCAAGGGACUUAUUGA
Molecule: messenger RNA, 330 nt
Organism: Debaryomyces tyrocola
Lineage: Eukaryota; Fungi; Ascomycota; Pichiomycetes; Serinales; Debaryomycetaceae
Source: the annotation of a GenBank genome assembly